AUGACCGUAGGUAGCGAUGAAUGUGAUGAUUUUGAUGAAGAAGCUGAUGAGAAUGAUCUCAAGGAAAGUUUACGAGCAUGGAACUCUUUGGCUGGACCAUCCUCUAGCGGACUGGAGAAGCCAGUUGUUGAAUUUUCGUCUGACUGCAGUCCUGACUAUGAUGCAGUUCUUAAUAGUGUAUUUGCUGAUGGUAAUCGAUUGUUCAAUCCACUCUCAAGCGAUGCAUUUGUUGAAGAAGUUUUUGUGGAGAAAAAACCAAAAAUAUUAAAUGGCUAUUUAUUCGGCGAAGGCAUUGGUGAAGGUUCCUAUGGGAAAGUGAAGGAGGUUUUGGAACAAAAUACUUUAGUUAGAAGAGCUGUUAAGAUCAUCAAAGAAGCACGCUUAAGAAAAAUUCCAAAUGGCCAUGCUAACGUUGAACAGGAAUUGAAAAUAUUGAGGAGAGUUCGACACCGUAAUGUUAUUACCUUACACGAUUUUUUUCGUAUUCAUGAAAGGAAUAAACUGUAUAUAAUAAUGGAAUAUUGUAUAGGCUCGUUGCAACAACUGUUGGAUAAAGUCAAAGAAAAAAAAUUUUCUGAGGGUCAAGCACAAUAUUUUUUUAGACAGCUUUGUGAUGGCUUAAGUUAUCUUCAUGCUCAUGGUGUAAUACAUAAAGAUAUCAAACCGGGUAAUUUGCUUGUUACUUUGAAUGGUACGCUGAAAAUUAGUGACUUUGGUGUUGCUGAGAUGCUUGAUAUGUUUCAAGAAGAAGAUUGGUGCAAAGUUGUACAAGGCACUCCUAAAUUUCAACCGCCUGAAAUUGUUUCAGGUCCUUAUGAGAGUUAUCGAGGUCGAAAAGUAGAUAUCUGGGCAAGUGGUGUGACCUUAUAUAAUUUGGUGAGUGGAGAAUAUCCAUUUGAAGGAGAUGUGAUAAUGCGUCUUUUUGACAAUAUUGCCAACCAACCACUGCAAAUGCCACGUAGCGUACAGCUGUCAAACUCUUUAGAGUAUUUGCUCACUGCUGUUCUGGAUAAAGAUCCAGAAAGAAGGAUGAAUAUGCAUGAUAUUAGGAGAUGCGAAUGGUACAUACAAAAAAUAAAUGAUGGCUCAUAUCGUAUUCCCAUAUCAGCAUGUAAUAACGUACCAUCUCAUCGUCCGUUGAGCGUUUAUGUACAACUCGAACAGCUUUAUGGAUCGACAUCUCAAGAUGACGAUGACAUGAGUUCUAUUGAUGUGAGAUCUUCAGUGAAUAUCGAUCCGUUAUUUGAAAAUCGAUUUGUCGGUGAUCAAGUUCCUCUUAAUGAAACAAAACGAAAUCGAAGCAUACUAUCUAUGUGCAUGGGUUUGUCGAGGUCGCCGUGA
Messenger RNA from Thelazia callipaeda (thelaziosis nematode), 1341 nucleotides. The record is from the annotation of a GenBank genome assembly. Lineage: Eukaryota; Metazoa; Nematoda; Chromadorea; Rhabditida; Thelaziidae.